CGCCACUCUCCUGAGCGGUUCGUCACCUUGUUCGUGACCCUGUUGGUCCCUUGUGUUGCUUCAUCACCAACCCAACCCCAACUUCGACCCCUUAGAAUUCCUGACAGAGCCGCGCGCUCAUUUCCUUUGCCGUUUCUUGAACAUCGCACGCGACAAUUCUUAUUCGUUCUCUUGUUUCGUUUCCCUUGUCGAAUCUACACACCUCGCUCCGCCGCAACCUCGCCUCGCGGCACUUGAUGCCCUGUUGCCGACUGAUUGAGGGGCCAAAAACACCCUUCCAACCCUCGCCGAUCGCCCGCCUCCACCAUGUCGGGCCGCUACGAACGGGUGAACGCCCACGACGAUGAAGCCGAAACACCAACGGACCCCAUGCCAAGGCCGGCGCACCCGGUCCCGAACUCACCACCGCCAUCAUUCCGCUCCCGGGCGUCGUCGAGAGAGCGAUCCAAUACCGUCGACCCCCAUCUCGCCGAUGCGUUCGAUGCCGACGGAGACGAGAGCGACGAGGAGGCGGAUGACAGGCAGCGGCUGGUGCGCGGCAAUUCGACGCCGUCAUUUAACGAUGCGACCCGGACGGCUGCCAUAACCCAACCCACGGGACACCCGACACAACUAGAACGGCCGGUGGGAGGAGCUCCAACGACGUCUAGGGUAUACGGCGGCGGCAUCCAGUCGGACGGCGUCUUCUCGAAUCUCUCGGCAAAACCCGAGACCGGUGAUGGCGAGAAGGACGAGAUGCCACCGUCCUACGAACAAGCAGCAGCCGACCAAGCCCCCCCUUACUGGGAAACGACGAUCCUCGCCCCUGGCAUGGGUGGCCCCGACGACGUCUUUAUUGAUGGUCUGCCCGUGGGCUCCUUUUUCGGCUUCGUCUGGAACGCCAUGAUCUCGAUGGCGUUUCAGCUUGUCGGGUUCCUCCUCACUUACCUCCUGCACUCGACCCACGCAGCCAAGAAUGGCUCUCGCGCCGGCCUGGGUAUCACCCUGAUCCAGUAUGGCUUCUACAUGAAGAGCGCCCCGCCCGGGGCCGGCUCUGGAGGGGGAAUGCAGUCGUCCGUGGACGGGAAUGGGUACGCAAACCCGUCGGACCCAAACUCGCACAAUUUUACCGACGACGAUGUCAACGGUGGAGGAAGCGAUGAUAUCACGGGGAGCGACUGGGCGGCGUACGUGUUGAUGGUUGUGGGCUGGUUCAUCUUGAUCCGGGCAGUUAGCGACUACCUGAAGGUGCGGAGGCAUGAGCAGCUGGUCCUGCAAAGCCCGGACCGGGGGUUGGGGAUUCCGAUCAUUGCCCCGGGCGAGAACCCGGAGAGAGUGGUAUAGCGGUUCUUAUGUUUUUCGAGGUCUUCAAGCGCGAUGGAUACGCGACGGCGUUUGCGGGAUGCAACAAUGGGCGGGUUUCAAAGGUCAAGGGCAUCUUCUUUUUGCUACAAUCGCAACACAGCAGUUUGGUCGUCUCAAUACCCUAAUGUGAUUAUUAGCGUUUUGCACCGAACUCGACGCUCCCAAGAUCGUUUUCUAACACGGUUCCUGCCCCUCAACCACUUUCCCCGGCCAUCCAUGCCCCUCACUCAAACUGAGAGGACUGCCCGCAGCU
Chaetomium fimeti is the source of this 1597-nucleotide messenger RNA. RefSeq lists its product as uncharacterized. Bases 307 to 1323 code for a protein of 338 amino acids. The transcript is spliced from 3 exons. Gene Ontology annotation, cellular component: perinuclear region of cytoplasm; endoplasmic reticulum; Golgi apparatus. The record is from RefSeq and is a predicted model, not a curated record. Lineage: Eukaryota; Fungi; Ascomycota; Sordariomycetes; Sordariales; Chaetomiaceae. Gene Ontology annotation, biological process: positive regulation of protein ubiquitination; vacuolar transport; metal ion transport.